AUGAAACUUGUUACUAUACAAGUUGAAAACACCAAGGUACCUCUUAGUAAAAUUUCUCAUUAUUUAGACCCAAAUGUUAUUCCACCUGAUGUAGAAGUUCCUCCAAGUGUUUUGCCUUAUUCAAUAAGUAAAGACUUUAAAGAGAGAGAUAUUUUAGCUCAUUUUAGUGAUUGGUCUAAAUUAAGUUUGGUUACAUGGGCUCGAUUUAUCUCUGCAAAACCUUUAUUUGAACAAGAUCCUACGUUUUCAGAAAAAAUUCUUGGAAGCAUUGCACAUCGAUUUAGACGUAUUUCUGAACGGGAUCAAAAGAAUAUUAGACAAUAUUUGGCUAAAAAAAAUUGUAUUCCAACAAAAAUGGGUAUGAAAAUGCCAGAUCAAUCUUAUUUUCCCAGGGCGGAUAUAUUUCCAGAUUUGGCUAUUAUUAGUUGUCAAGACAGAAUUGAUGAUGAAUUUUUCUCUUAUUUGGGAGUUAGAAAACGUGUUGAAAUACAUCUUUUAUGUGAUCGACUUGUUAGAAAAGGAGGUUGGAAUCAAAUUGAAUUAAGCAAAUAUCUUGUUCGGAAUGAAUAUGAGGAUGAAGAAAUAAAAAAAUUAUCAUCCAAGUCUAUUUGGCCGAUGGAAUCUAACAAUAAUAGAAGAUUUACAGCAAGGGAAUUAUAUGCACCAUCGUCACAAUUACGUGAUUUUGAAUUACCAAUAAUUGUGUGGGAUGACAAUUGGAAUAGGAAUUCGAGGGAAGCUAAAAUUAUGUUAAAGCUCGGCUUAUGUGAAUAUCCUCCACUUGGUAAAAUACUUCAGCUGGCGUCACCUAUCACAGAGCUUUCAAUUCGCCAAAAGGCUCUAAAUUACUUUCUUGAAAAUCUUAAAACAAAAUAUUCUAAACACUAUGAUGCAAAAAAAAUAAAUAUUGCGUUUCUCCCAUGUACUGAUCUAAACGUUUACGCAAAACCAUCGGAAUGUUACACAAACACGGAGUGUAGGUUUAUGAAAUUUAAUGUAUUACAUAGAGACUUGGUAAGUAGAGCUGAAGAUCUUGGUGUAAAGAAAGAUCCAGAUCGGCUGCAGAUACUAGAAAAACUAAAGAACGAACCACCAGAUGAAGAAAAAGCAAAAUCAAUUUUUGGUUAUUUAUCUUCAUUUCACUUUAUAUAUUCAGAUUGGGGCAAUUUAAACCGAACAUAUUUUAUUCCAAUUCGUGAUAAAAAGUCCGCUCAAUUGAAAUAUGUUAAACCGUCAAACUGUUUUUUUAAAUGUUCUGAUGAAGAUUUUGCUGACUAUUUUGAUUAUAUUAAUUUUGGUGAAAAAGCAAAUAAAUUUUUGCGGGAUUGUGGUGUCAAAGAUGAACCAUCUCCAAUUGAUUUGGCUGAACUUUUAAUUGAAUCUUCACAUGAAGUUUUGAAAAGCCAGGGUAUUGACAAGUAUACUGCUAUACUACACAAAAUCGAUCACAAAUUUUCUUCGGUUCAAAAGAAUAACAAUGUAUUAAAUAAUUUGAAAAAACUUGGAAAAUGUAUACUAGCAUCUUCUAAAGAUAUUUAUAUAAGUGAUAAUGAUAUAUAUGAUAAAAUUUUUGAACCUUUAAGCUGCCCCCCAGAUCAAUCAUUAGUACGUUUGUACAAGAAAUUGGGAUGUCAAUCACUAUCCAGCAGUGUUACAUCUAAAUCUGACAUUAAAGGAAAGAUACUACGACCUACUGAAAAAUCUGCGGAAUUACAAAAUUUGAUUAGGGAACGUGCACCAUUAUUUUAUCAUGAAAUUAAUAAUAACGAUAUCAAUAAAUAUGAACAAUGGGUAAGAGAAUUGGAAGUGUUAGAGGUUGAUCAGAUCGAAACAACUCAUACUUUGGCUCCAAAGAAUAUAACAAAAGUUGAUAAUUUUAUCACCUCUUGUAUUUCAAAAUGUGAACGUAAAUUAUUUAUUAGAGUAGGGGAAUCGGUUAAUUAUUAUGAUGUUGCAAAAUCAAUUUCUCAGUUGAUUUGUAAAAGACCUCAACUUAAUAUGAUUGCCUUUGUAGACUCGUUAUUAACAAAGUCAUUAGAUGAUCUUAGAAGUAGGGGACUUCCAGUAGAUCAAUUAUUAAAUCUAAAGAAAAACAAUUUGUAUGUUGUUGAAAAUGAAGAAAUUUCAGAAUUAAAUCCAUUUGAAGAAGAAAAUUUUUCUGAUACAGAUUAUUAUGAAGUUGCUACGGAAACAAAGCAUUUUUCUGGAAAAACACAAAAAAUUGCUCCUAAUUAUAUGCCUAUCAUGUCAACAACUUCAUAUGAAGAAGCAUUUCCACCGUUACCAGCUUCAUAUAAUAAUAAUUAUGAUAAACAUCAGAGACAAAGCUUUUCCUCAAAAUCACAAUAUGAAAAGAGUUCAUGGUACAAUACAUCUUCUACAACAGUUUCGCAAAUGAGCAUUGAAGAUUUGAAAAAAGUUUUACGUGAUGGCAUAUCCCGUACGAAUUCUGUUGAUGGACAAGUUAAAAUAAAUUUUCCAGAAAAUCAAAUAAGUUACUGUGAUUUUAUACCAGCUCAUUCAUUAGAAUUUAUUGGAGCAGAAAAUGGGGUAGAAUUAUAUAUUUCAAAAGGUCUGGAUCCAUCAACAUUUUCAUCGUCAAGGAUUCCUUUGAAUAACUUUAUUCAAAUGCUUAAACAUUUAUCUAAAGUUUUUGAACUACCUCCCAAAAAGGUUCAUGUGUUUUAUGAUUCUGGCAAUUCUACUGCUUUUAAUCGAAACAAUUCAUUAUUUUUCAAUUUUAAUAAUUUUCUUGACUUUCAGAGACAAUGGAAAGACAUUAAAGAUAGAUAUAUUCAAAAUUAA
This is a messenger RNA of Entrophospora sp. SA101, 2805 nucleotides long. The record is from the annotation of a GenBank genome assembly. Lineage: Eukaryota; Fungi; Glomeromycota; Glomeromycetes; Entrophosporales; Entrophosporaceae.